AUUGUAUGACUUUGUUUGAUUGUAAUCUGUAAAGUUAUAUUUAGAAUCGUUUGGGAUUAAUAGCCGUAUUGAUUGGCAAUAGAUCUACGUAAAGACAGACAAGUAUUGCGAAAUAUUCUAGGAUAUAAUCGACCAAGGACGAAAUGAUUCAUAUUUUCCAUCUAUUUCAAAACAAAUCGCUCUUCAGAAUGGAAACAAAUUUCAAUUACGCAUGCGCAGUGGGCCUAAACAAAAUUUCGGGAAGUAAAUUUCACAAAUUAUUUGUUCAUGGCAGCUGUAAACAGUGAUCAGCGAAUGUUUGGGCUCCAAGAAAUAGCGAGUGACCGAAAUUCGCCCACAAGAAUUGUCCGGAUAAAAAUUCAACAGGGAAUCAACUUGGCAAAGAAGGAUAUCUUCGGAGCAAGUGAUCCUUAUGUGAGAGUAGUUCUCUUUAGAGGUGACAGGGACUUAGGACAGCUUGAUGAAACACAAACACGUACAAUCAAAAAAACUUUGAACCCAAGAUGGAGUGAAGAAUUUCUUUUUAGAGUGAAUCCAGCAGAUAACAAAUUAUUAUUUGAAGUGUAUGAUGAAAACAGAGUGACCAGAGAUGACUUCCUAGGCCUAGUAGAAGUACCACUGGUAAACCUCCCUACAGAAUCUCCUUCAAGGUCCAUACCCUUUAAGGACUAUAUACUCAGACCAAGAAGUUCACGGUCACGAGUGAGAGGUCACUUAAGGAUCUACUUAGCAUUUUUACCCCGUCUUAUAGACACAACACAAUCUGAUGAUGUAGAGCUUGAAGAUGUCGAGGAAGAAAAUGAGCCUGGUUGGGAGAUGAUUGACACGGCAUCCACUACAUCCACUGCCCCUGAGGAGGAACUGCCACAGCCUCUACCUCCUGGCUGGGAGGAACGGGUGGACAGUAAUGGGAGAACAUUCUUUGUUAACCACUCCCAACAGACUACACAAUGGGAGCGUCCUACAGAUGACAGUAGCCCAUCCUUGCCCAGUGGAUGGGAGGAGAGGCGAGAUCAAAAUGGACGCACAUAUUAUGUGAAUCACACUACAAGAGUGACACAAUGGGAAAGGCCUACCAUUAUCAACACCAGGGUCACGCCAGAGGAGAACAGGCGUCAGACAGCACAGGCAGUUGGGGACAUGUUCAGACAACGUAGACAUGUCAGUACAGAGGAUACCCUCAGCUUUUCAGGUGCAGAGUUGGAUAGUAUAUUUGAAGGUUUAGGAGUGAAUCAAGGACGUGAAGAACAACCUGUACAGGGUGUAUUUGAUAAUACUUCUACUAGUCAACAGCAACAGCAGAACACAGAUGAAGAAGAACCACUGCCUGCUGGGUAUGCAAUGUCUAUAGCACCCAAUGGAAGACCAUUCUUCAUAGACCACAAUACGCACACAACCACAUGGGAUGACCCGAGAAAAACUCGACCCAGACCCAGGUCUGAGACCAACCUGCAGAUACAAAAUGAACUAGGUAGAACAUCAUCCAACCCUGACCUUCUACGGGAUCUAGGACCCUUACCUCCUGGCUGGGAAGAGAGACAACAUUCAGAUGGCAGAAUAUUCUACAUAAAUCACAAUAUAAGACAAACACAGUGGGAAGAUCCUAGAUUACAAAAGCUUGGAGGUCCAGCGGUGCCAUAUUCAAGAGACUAUAAAAGAAAAUAUGACUAUUUUAGAUCUAAGCUUCGAAAACCAACAAAUGUUCCCAACAAGAUUGAUAUUAAAGUGAAGAGGAAUAGCCUGCUAGAGGAUUCUUAUAGAUGUGUCAUGAGUGUCAAAAAUACAGAUCUUCUAAAAACUAGGUUAUGGAUUGAAUUUGACAAUGAAACAGGUCUUGAUUACGGAGGGCUGGCUAGGGAAUGGUUCUAUCUAUUAUCAAAGGAAAUGUUCAAUCCAUACUAUGGUCUUUUCGAGUAUUCAGCAACGGACAACUAUACCCUACAGAUCAAUCCACUCUCAGGUCUUGCAAAUGAGGAACAUCUGUCAUACUUUAAGUUCAUUGGCAGGGUGGCUGGCAUGGCUGUCUACCAUGGAAAACUAUUAGAUGGUUUUUUCAUCCGACCAUUUUACAAGAUGAUGUUAAACAAACCGAUAACACUUGCUGAUAUGGAGUCAGUGGACUCUGAGUACCAUAAUUCUUUGAUGUGGAUCAUGGAGAAUGACCCUGAGGUGUUGGACUUAACCUUCAGUGUUGAUGAGGAAGUCUUUGGAGAGACAGUAACAAGAGACUUAAAGCCUGGUGGAGAGGAAAUUGCAGUAACAGAAGAAAACAAGAAAGAAUACAUAGAUUUGGUGAUAAAAUGGCGGUUUGUCAGUCGAGUAGAAAAACAAAUGCAAGCGUUCAGGGAUGGUAUAAAUGAUUUAAUACCACAGAACUUUUUGACAAUAUUUGAUGCAAAUGAGCUGGAGCUCCUGUUAUGUGGACUACAGGAUGUUGAUGUGAAUGACUGGAAACAUCAUACAGCGUAUAGGGGAGAAUAUGGGCCCAACCAUCCUGUCAUUAUCAACUUCUGGAAGGCUGUGUAUUCAUUUAACAAUGAGAUGAGGUCGAGACUGUUGCAAUUUGUGACUGGGACAUCAAGGGUGCCAAUGAAUGGCUUUGCAGAACUCUAUGGCUCCAAUGGACCCCAACUUUUCACCAUUGAAAAGUGGGGAAUACCAAAACAGUUCCCACGAGCACAUACAUGUUUUAAUCGUAUAGACCUUCCACCGUAUGAAUCAUAUGACAUUUUACGAAACAAACUUAUCCAAGCAGUUGAGAAUGCAGAAGGAUUUGAAGGAGUUGAUUAGAUAAAUAAAGUUAAUACAUGACAUGGAUGCAAAGUUAAAUCAAAGGAGAUGUAACUCUGUACAUAUACAAGGAAAAGUGUAACAAAGAUGGAUGUAUGAUACACCAAAUCAUAAGCAGCUGUAAAGACUGACUGGUCAAGUACUGCACGAAGAAAUUGUUUUAAUGAAAGGCAUAUUUUUCCAUCCAAUAACACGUGUAUCUAGGACAUUAUGCAUUUACUAUACUAACAUUAUUUUUCUGCACACGAGAAAUGCCCUCCCCACUUAUGCAUUUGUGCAAAUAUAUUGGAAAUCUGUGUGUAACAUCUGGUCAUUAUUGGACUGAGGGGUCUUCCUCAGGUUUUCACGGAUACUAGCCAGACCUGUUGAUACCAUGAGUAUGGCUGGCAGUGUCAUUUCUAAGGCAUAGAGCUAUAUGUGUUAGCCAGCUCAGCAUUAUGUCCAGCUCUUUGUGAAUCCUAAAAUGCCCAGUCCGGUUAGAAGUGUGGUUUUGCAUAAAAUUUCACAUGUUAUCCAUUUCAUCAGCUACCAGAUCACCUAACUAGUCCUGUUAUUGAAAGAAUAAAUUAUUUCAGCACUUUUAGUGAACAAAUCAACCGAUUUCUAUAAAAAAUUAUGUACUUUAGAAUUUAGUGUAAAACAGUAGAUGGUGCCUUGUAGAUGGUGCCUGCUGUAUGUUUGAACAUUUACCAAAUCAAAAAUGUGAAAUGUAGUUCUCUAAUAGGGGAGUGAGCAGGAACCUUUGUGCCUCAGAGCCAGUAUGUUUGACUGAUAUAUCCCACAAUACAAGACUAUACAAUGCUUUAGGGAUGAUGUACUAAUGCAUCACUCAAUUUCUUAUGAAUCAGACAAUGGAUUAUUCAAUAGAUUUUAGAAAUUUAUGAACUUUUAUAAUCAUAUUAACUUAUUCUACCUACACUGUAUAUUACUGAAGAAAAACUUUAAAUUGUAAAAACUGUAACCUAGAUGAUGAAUUACCUACCGAGCAACUGGUAGAUAUGUUGUAUCAGAUUACCAGUGAUUGAACCACCAUUUACCAUUGCAGAACUGAGAACUACCAUAAAACACAUACAAUUGUAUAUAAACUAUUGUAAAUAUAUUGCAAGUAUUGAUAAUAACUUGGUCAACUAAAUAUGUUUAAUCCAAAGUAAUAUCAUUAAUAAAAGUGUCAGGAUCUAGACAUUAGAGUACUAAUUUUUAUUCCAUACUUAGUAGUGUUAUAGGUAAUAACAUGCGGGAAUAUAAUUUGAUAUGUGAUGUGAGCAGGUGAUAUA
Molecule: messenger RNA, 4064 nt
Organism: Owenia fusiformis
Lineage: Eukaryota; Metazoa; Annelida; Polychaeta; Sabellida; Oweniidae
Source: the annotation of a GenBank genome assembly